This is a messenger RNA of Archocentrus centrarchus (flier cichlid), 2777 nucleotides long. RefSeq names its product MALT paracaspase 3 (gene malt3). The coding region runs from base 172 to 2124 and encodes 650 amino acids. Gene Ontology annotation, molecular function: cysteine-type endopeptidase activity. Gene Ontology annotation, biological process: proteolysis. The record is from RefSeq and is a predicted model, not a curated record. The transcript has 15 exons. Lineage: Eukaryota; Metazoa; Chordata; Actinopteri; Cichliformes; Cichlidae.
ACAGACAUAACGGUGAUGUGUGCGUGCGCUGUCUCGUUCCGGGAAAGGGAGGAAGAGUUUGCUCUAUAUAUUUGAAGUUAUGAAGCUCGACAACAGGAAAAUAUAUUCAGGCUGCUGAACUGGUGCGAGGCUGACGGCAGUUCGGCAGAAGAAGAAGAAGAAAAUGCACAGAUGACUGGAUCCUUCCCCAAGCGCAUAAUGAUCAAUGAAAUUGUGAUAGUGCGUCAUCCUGUCUCUGCCUGUGUACCUGUGAACCAUAAGGUGACUCUGCGCGUCCGUGCUGAGGGCAAAGGCAUCCUCAAGUACCAGUGGUUUACUGAUGGUGCAAAAGAAGUACCUGGUGGUACUCAAGCAGACUUGACCAUCAAAGCUCAACAAACUCAGCUCUACGUGUGCCGAGUGAAUGACCAGUACUGUAACUGUGUGUUCAGUGAUUGGGUGAAGGUGAAGGUGUUGGACAUUGAUAAAUCAGGCUUGCCCGUAGACUGGCAGGGUGAGCCGUACGUUGCUAUCAACCCCAAGCCGCAGAAGAUUCAGUCAGGUACAAAACUCACUCUACGCUGCACUGCCUUUGGCAUCCCUGCUCCUCGUUAUCAGUGGUACAGAAAUGGACGACCACUGCUGGACAAGACAAGUGACACACUGCAGAUUGAGUGUGCAACAGGUGAACACAGAGGAACGUACCUAUGCUCACUAUCUAACACACUAGAAGAGAGAUGGAGUGAGCCGGUGGAUGUUGACAUUGUACAAAGCGAUCAACUUCCUCCAGCAGCACUCACAGCCACUGAUAAAGUAGCGCUACUUAUUGGCAACUUGAAUUACUUCAACCACCCGGCCUUGAUGGCUCCCGUUGUGGAUGUACACGAGCUGGGCAACCUCCUGCGGCAGCUUGGCUUCAGAGUUGUUUCCUUGCUGGAUCUUACCAGGGAGGAGAUGCUCGCUGCUAUUGACAAGUUCAUUCAGCUCCUCGAUAAAGGCGUUUACGGCCUUUUCUACUAUGCAGGCCAUGGUUAUGAGCAUGCUGGAAGGAACUACUUGGUGGCCGUUGAUGCUCCUCAACCAUACCGAACUGAAAACUGUGUCUGUGUGCAGAGGAUCAUGCUCAGCAUGCAGGAAAGGCAGACUGCACUGAGUCUAAUCCUACUGGACACCUGUAGAAAAUGGUACAACCAGGGUUGCAUACCAUCUGCCAUCAUGCCACUGGCACCCAGCGGGAACACAGUUUAUGGUUAUGCCACGUGCGAAGACGCUGAGGCGUUUGAGGUCCAGGACGGGGGCAAAAGUACUGGAAUUUUUACAAAGUACUUGAACAAGCACAUCCUGCAAGCUGAGAAAGUCACGCAUGUCUUAGAGAAGGUUUCAGAGGAUCUGGGCAGAGAUCCUCUAAUCACAGGCAAGCAGGCAGUGGAGAUCAAACACACCCUGAAGGAACCACGAUCCCUUGCAGAUCCAGUUCGGACCACCGGCCACACAAGAGAGCUUCACCUGCGAGACGCCUGCUGGAGACAAGCAAAUGAGCUACCACAGAAGAAGCGGCUGAUGUUUCUUUGUGGAGUUGAAGUGGAAGUCAGCUUCUCAGCUUUGUACUCUAAUGUUCUCAUAGCUUUCGCCAUUGUAAAGACUACAAGCCCCUUCAUUCAGGACUGCACAGUCACUCUAAGUAGCAUACCUACAAUGGAAGACAUAUUUUCCAGAACUGGCAGGUCAGAUGAAAUGGACUCACUACUAUUUAUGAAAAAUAAGAACCCAGACUGUACUCUGAGACUUUGUGCUCUUCAAAAGCUCAAGGAGUCGAUGGUCAUAAAGGUGGAUCUACAUUAUACUAACACAAACAGUAAGCUGCGUCAGACAGAAAGCCAGCGGGUGGACAUUGGAAAACCUCUUGUGGCCUCCUGCAAGCUGUACAGGAGGAUUCAUGCAGCACCAGACAGGAAACAAGAGUGCCCUUUUGCUAAAAGCAUGGGCAACAUUUCAAACAGCAAACCCCCUCUGCAUCAGACUCUGGUUGGGUCAUGCCGGCCUUUCACUAGAAAGGCGGUGUGUGCUGCUGAAAUUGCAGUUACAUGGAGCAAUGAACCUGAAGAGAAUGACGAGAAUGACUUCAGUUGUCCCAUUAAACCUUGAUAAUACUACUUUUGUAAAUACUGAUUGGAAAUCCUUUUUUGUUUACAGUGAUCAUGUGCGUUACUUUUCAAUGACUGAUGAUGAUAAUUAAUGAAUAAGUGAGUCAGUGAUUUAGGUUUGUGUUUAUUUUACCAUCUUUCAGUUGUUAGGUCAGUAAGCACAAUAGCACUGUCCACUAAUUUCAUCAUAAAUUAUGUGCUUAUAAAACAUUAAUUGUAUGUAACACUUUUUUUUUGCAUCAGUGGCAAGCUGGCUGGCCUAAAUUAUUAAAUGAAGACAGUACUGUCAGUAAUUUAUCUAAUAAAGACUACUCCUUUGAUAAUUUUUUAUAAAAAUUGGUUGUUUAUGAUGUAAAUGUGUUGUGCUGUUUAACUUUAAAAUCUACAGUUUAAUUGUUGUUUUUUGACAGUGAUGCUAAGUAGUUGCUAAGUCUUCUGAAAAAAUAGAAGUAGAUUUUUUCCCCUUGAAUGCAUAGCCUAUGACAGCGAAGAAUACCCAACAGAUAAUGAAUUUGAAAGUAUAUAGGCUAAAUAUUUUUAAGUUGGAUUAAUAUAGUUAAAAGACUCCAGCCACCCCUUAUUUCUUACUAUUUUGCUCAGAAAAUGGGAAACAGGUGCAGUGAUUUAUUGAAACGUGCAAGCAUACAUGUAAAU